GAUGUAACAAAUCGCAACAAAAUGGUUGUCCUCUGUAUCCAAAUAACUUCGCAAAUUGUUGUUUUUUGAUAUUAGGAAUCUUCUAAAGAGUUUAUUUCAAGGCAGACAGGACCAGCGUGUGGUUUCAAUGAAGAGGGGUGGAAUGGAGGUUGGGCUCCGAUGUGUGCGUGGUCCAGACUGGAAGUGGAGUUACCAAGACGACGGAGAAGGACAUGUUGGAACAGUGGUAGAGAUUGGGAAACCGGGCAGCACAACCUCUCCUGAUAAAACUGUAGUGGUGCAGUGGGAUUCAGGAUCAAGGACGAACUACAGAGUUGGUUACCAAGGGUCUUAUGACCUGAGGAUUUUUGAUAAUGCUCCUAUUGGUGUUCGCCACCAAAAUAUUGUCUGUGAUGCAUGCAAGAAGCAGGAUGUAAUGGGAAUGAGGUGGACGUGUCUUAAAUGCAAGGAUUACGACCUCUGCUCUCAGUGCUACAUGGCUGAUAAACAUGAAACCAAUCAUUCAUUUCUCAGAAUUGAUUAUCCUGGGAUACCAGGGGUGAAGGUGCCAAAGCGUAAUGGGUCAGUAAAGAUCACAGCCAAGGGUAUAUUUACUGGUGCUAAAGUUGUCCGAGGGCCAGACUGGGAUUGGGGAAUACAGGAUGGUACAGAUGGGAAAUAUGGGAAGGUGCUCGAUAUUCGAGGCUGGGAUACAGAAUCAGGUCGAAGUGUUGCUUGCGUUGCAUGGCAGGCGGGAAUGACCAAUGUUUACCGACUCGGACACAAGGGGAAAGUGGACAUUAAAUAUAUCUCGGAUGGAGUCGGAGGGACUUACUACCGCGACCAUUUACCUGUGUUGGGAGAAUCAGUUGAACCGCCAGCGUCUAACUCCGCCCAUUGUGAAUUCAAGGUCGGCGACAAAGUGCGUGUUGACCUUGACAUCGUCAUAUUGAAGGCCAUGCAGGAAGGUCACGGGGGAUGGAAUCCGAAAAUGGCAGAUUACAUUGGUCGAGUUGGUACAGUUCAUCGGAUAACUGAAAGAGGUGACGUGCGAGUGCAGUACGAAGGAUGUGCCAACCGAUGGACAUUUCACGCCGGUGCCUUGACUAAGGUGCAGCAGUUUGCGGUUGGUGAUAUCGUGAAAAUCUCAGACAAUCUUCCCCAAGUCAAGAGUCAGCAAAAAGAUCACGGCGAAUGGACAGAUCAGAUGAAGGCUGCUCUCGGCCAGACCGGUAAAGUGUUGAAGGUGUACGCUGACGGGGAUCUUCGCGUUUCGGUGGCAUCUCAGACCUGGACGUUCAAUCCCGCCUGCUGCCAUCUUGUCUUGCAGGUGACGCAAGACGUCAACAAGAGUGGCGUCCAGAAGAGGGAGGAUGCAUCACCAAUCAGCGCAAUAUUCCAGAAGAUCAUGGAGUUACAGAAUCUCACCGGUCCAGACAUCUUGGUGCGGGAAGCUGCGCAGGGACACCUACCGAUGGUCAAGGAGAUAGUCACAAAACACCCAGAUAAGAUUGACCAGAAAAGUUCGGGUAAGACGGCGUUGCAAGUUGCUAGUCACCAAGGACACAUAGAGUUAGUCAAGAUGUUGGUGAACGCCGGGGCGAACCUCGAGUGCCAGGAUGAAGAUGGGGAUACAGCUCUACAUUAUUCUGCAUUUGGGAACCAGCCUGAAGUCACUGAACUGUUACUGUCAAAAGGCAGUCAAAUCAAUGCCUUAAACAAUGGAGGUUGUAGUACGCUCCAUGUGGCCGUCAACAAGCAACACGUCAAAUGUGUUAAAGUCUUACUCAAGCAUAAAUGUGAUGUUAAUAUUCAGGAUUCCUAUGGAGAUACUGCCUUACACGAUGCCAUCGGCAAGGACAACAAGGAAAUUGUGGAAGUGUUGGCCAAUCAUCCUGGAGUUGACUUCAGCCUGAAGAAUAAACGCGGCUUCAACUGCCUGCAUCAUGCAGCAUUGAAAGGAAAUAGCCACGCAACAGAGAAUAUUCUUGCCAAGUGUCCCCACCUAGUGGACAUCAAGAAGGAAGAUGGUUUUGGUGCUCUACACCUCGCCUCUCUCAAUGGCCAUUGUGACGUCGCCGACAUCUUGCUAGAGAAGGGGGGCGCCGACAUUGAAAUUAAGAACAAUCGACAGCAGACGCCGCUUUUGCUAUCCGCGUCCCAGGGUCAUGCGGCCAUAGUGGAGUUGCUUGUGUCCAGAGGAGCCAACAUAGCACUAGAAGACGAAGAUGGCGAUACGUGCCUCCACCUGGCGUUGAUGCGACAAAUCUUGCCAAAUGAGGGCGAGGACUCCCCAGCCGUUGCGGAGAUGAGGAACCAGCUUGGCUUAUCGGAACAGGAAGGCCCGACCAGCGCCAUUAUUGCCGCUUUCCUUGCCCAGAAGGGGGCAUCGCUUAGUCAUAAGAACAAGCAGGGCAAGGCGGCGCUGGACUUGGUGACGGAUGGAAAGAUUGUAGAUCUGAUACAGAAAUUCUCCUCGCCAAGUGUCGAAGAAGAAGAAGAGGAGGAAAAAGUCGACUGUAUGGUUUGCUGCGAUGACAUCGCCACAGUCAAGUUUGAGCCGUGCAAUCAUAAGAUCGUCUGCAGUGACUGCUGCAUCAAGAUGAAGAAAUGCCUCGUCUGUCAGGAGAUUAUCGUUAGCAAGAUUGACCGAGAAAACAAGUUCAUUGAUCGUCAGCGCCCUGUUGACCAAGAAAACAACGCCACCAUACAGGAACUACAGAAACAAAUGCAGGAUAUGGAAGAUACGAUCAACUGCUCGAUUUGUCUUGAGAACAAGCGAAACGUUGCGUUCCUGUGCGGACACAGCGCGUGCUCGAUCUGUGCCAUGCCACUGAAGACAUGCCACAUGUGUCGCAAACCAAUUACCAAGAGAAUUAAUCUGUUUUGAAAUUGUGGGUGGAAAAA
Lineus longissimus is the source of this 2886-nucleotide messenger RNA. Its product is annotated as E3 ubiquitin-protein ligase MIB2-like. Gene Ontology annotation, biological process: protein ubiquitination. Gene Ontology annotation, cellular component: cytoplasm. The coding region runs from base 128 to 2869 and encodes 913 amino acids. Lineage: Eukaryota; Metazoa; Nemertea; Pilidiophora; Heteronemertea; Lineidae. Gene Ontology annotation, molecular function: protein binding; zinc ion binding; ubiquitin-protein transferase activity. The record is from RefSeq and is a predicted model, not a curated record. The transcript is spliced from 16 exons.